AUGCUUCACCCGGAGCUAACCCUCAUCGUGGCCGCAACCCGAAACAUGGGCAUCGGCCUCAACGGCACACUUCCUUGGACAGGUCUCAAGAAGGAGAUGGCCUACUUCGCACGUGUAACCAGGCGCGUAUCUGCGCAAUUGCCUACCGCUACGUCAAAUGCCGUCAUUAUGGGACGCAAGACAUGGGACAGCAUACCACCUAAAUUCCGGCCAUUGAAGGGGCGUCUCAACAUCGUCGUCAGUCGCUCGCAUCCUAGUUACUCUUCUCUUCAGAAACAGGAAGAAGCGCAAGUCGAAGGUCCCGUAAAAGUCCAGUCUCUAGAGGAUGCCCUCACGUACCUCAAGUCCGCAUCCGGGACGGGGAAAGCGUUUGUCAUCGGCGGCGCGCAGAUCUACGACGCGGCGCUGAAGCUACCUGCGACAAAGCGUGUGCUGCUGACGCGAAUUCAAUCGCUGGACUUUGAGUGCGAUACCUUCUUCCCGCUGGAGUUGGACGAGCAAGGCACGAAUGGCUGGGUGAGGAAGUCUAAGGAUGAACUUGAUGCUUGGACGGGGGAGACGGUGCCGGAGGGUGUGCAAGAGGAGAAUGGAACGCGGUAUGAGUUUCAACUAUGGGAGAGGGUUGGUUGA
Messenger RNA from Annulohypoxylon truncatum, 630 nucleotides. RefSeq names its product dihydrofolate reductase-like domain-containing protein. The transcript has a single exon. Gene Ontology annotation, cellular component: mitochondrion. The coding region runs from base 1 to 630 and encodes 209 amino acids. The record is from RefSeq and is a predicted model, not a curated record. NCBI's taxonomy places the organism in Eukaryota, Fungi, Ascomycota, Sordariomycetes, Xylariales, Hypoxylaceae. Gene Ontology annotation, biological process: dihydrofolate metabolic process; glycine biosynthetic process; tetrahydrofolate biosynthetic process. Gene Ontology annotation, molecular function: dihydrofolate reductase activity; NADP binding.